GCACACGACACUUCUCAAGCAGCCGCCAUGUCUCGCCCCGAAGAUCUCCUCCCGCCAGAUAUCUUCUACAAUGACACCGAAUCCCGCAAAUACACGACCUCGUCCCGAAUAAAAAACAUUCAAGCGUCCAUGACCAAUCGCGCCCUCGAACUUCUCGAUCUGGACGAACCUUCAUUCAUUCUCGACGUUGGCUGUGGGUCUGGUCUAUCUGGAGAGAUUCUCUCUGAAGAUGGGCACACAUGGGUAGGAAUGGACAUUUCCUCCUCAAUGCUUGCACAGGCUUUGGAGAGAGACACAGAAGGCGACAUGUUUCUCGCAGAUAUCGGGCAAGGAGUGCCAUUCCGAGCAGGAACAUUUGACGCUGCGAUCAGCAUUUCAGCGAUUCAAUGGCUGUGCAAUGCCGAGACAUCGGACGUGAGUCCUGAGGGGAGAUUGAAGAGGUUUUUUGACGGGCUAUAUGCUUCACUCAAGAGAGGUGGGAAGGCGGUGUGCCAGUUUUACCCAAAGAACCAAUUACAAAAGUCCUUGAUAUCGAAUGCGGCGAUCAAGGCAGGUUUCGGAGCGGGUAUUUUGGAAGAUGACCCUGAGUCGAAGAACGUCAAGUACUAUUUGGUGCUGACAGUAGGUGGAGGAGACGUCAGAGGCGCUGUGCAGGGCAUGGACGGUGUCGAUGUGCUGGAGAGGGAGAAGAAGAGCCAAAUGAAGAGGGGGAAGGAAGUCAAGGGUAGUAAGAGCUGGAUCAUGAGGAAGAAGGCACAGAUGGAGGCGAAGGGUAAGGUGGUGAAGAGCAGCUCGAAGUAUACUGGAAGAAAGAGGAAGAUCGCGUUCUGAGGUUGUGGCAAGCAGUACCAGACUGGAGCUCUGCCGCGAGUGGAUAGAAGUGUGGACUGGAUUGAGAGAAGCAUGAUACCCAAUGGAUUAUUGACGGCUUGAGCGUGCGGUGGUGUACCGAGCCUGGAACUCGCUCGAUAAAACGACACAGCCACCAAGUAGCACGUCAAGUGUGCUAAGCUCUACGUCGACACUGUCCAUCGAGAUCCUCGAUCUUCUCUCGAGCCUCGUUCAGCAACACCUCCGAUGGAGAUUAGCAAGUGUGCGAUUGGAUGCUGCCACUUGUGCAGCGCAGUGGACGAGCUGCAGUUGGAGCAGCCUCAUCAACUGCAUACACGAGAGCACACGCGUUCGAUAGUGGCGGACUAUCUCCACGCGACGCCUCGCAUCCGUAGCAUGGCAGAAGCACCUGCAUCGGACAAACACAAGAUUCCAGAUUCGCCAUCGACCGCACCCACCUAUCGAACCAAGAAGCAAGGAGACCUCGCGACCCUAAAUACGAUACCAUGGAUGGCCCCCAACGGAAAUGAAUAUCCAGCGACCGAAGGCCAGACCACCUCACAUGACCGACACCUCCUGCGAGCUCAUCACAAGGAGGCGUCCAUCCCUCUCGUCUCCGGCACUCCUAUCACCUCGAUCCCUGAUCAAAAAAUUGACGGACAUUCCUACAUACCGAAGCUCCCAAAUUAACCCUCAAAAAAACACCAUCGACGGCGAGCUCCUACAGUACCCUGCGUCCUAAAUAAGAACACAAGAGAGUUCAGCCUCAUUCCCUACAGCGAAACAGCUCUCACGGAGCUUUAUCUGAUCCAUCAUAGGUCACAUUCAACUCAGCCUGUGAGCCAACCGUCCCGGAGACGGGCGCUUAUACCGGCACGGAAGAAAGCAAGGUAGAGCGAGCCGAGAAUGUUGCUUGUUUCUCCUUUCAAACACACAAGUGCACGCGCAGACAUGCAUGCAUGCUCCCAAAAGCGCGCUUGUGUGGUGAGGCGAGCUCGAGCUUCUGCUCAACAUAAAGCUGUCUUGGCGCUUUUACUGGCUGUCAGGGUCUGUUUGGAGCUCUUGCUUCGCCACAACAGAAUAUGCGACUUACUCCACCCCCACGAAUCUCAAUCUUAGCUGGGGUUUGCCAAUAGAAGUGUAGAGUGUGUGUUUGAGUGCUCGGAGUGGUUUGUUUCCUUUCGUUGUCGAGAACUACAACGUCAAGGAUUCUUAUCUGUAUACGCAGCACAGCAGGGUUGUCGAUGUACGAUGACGAUUGCUUUGUCUUCCUUCCAGUCGAUGAAGAAUUCAACCAAAAGGAUCGGCAAUACCAUUUGCCGUUGGAGCAAAGGCGUGGAGAGAAAGAGGAAAUAUUGUCAUCUCAGCUUCGGGGAUUGCGAUGUCGCGAUUAGAAGACUAGUUUCACCGUACUUCUUUUAUGCUGUUGCGCAUAAUUUAUCACUCUCACCCUUGAUAGUACUGAGCCUCACGACACAGCAAAGAGUCCCUACAACUCCUCUAAGCGCCCAAAUACAUCUCGAC
Cercospora beticola is the source of this 2355-nucleotide messenger RNA. The record is from RefSeq and is a predicted model, not a curated record. NCBI's taxonomy places the organism in Eukaryota, Fungi, Ascomycota, Dothideomycetes, Mycosphaerellales, Mycosphaerellaceae.